UGACGUCACGGCGCUGCUUCCCAACUACUUAACUCGGUGAGGGCGGUCUGAACGCUUGAACGAUAGUUUUUUCAGCCAAUCGGCUCUCGGGAGGGCUGGCAGCUGUGGAGAGGAUACUCCAAUAGGCGCGCGGCUGGGGGCGGGUCUACGCUGCUGGGAGUUGGGUUGAUUUAGCUCCUGGGCUUGUGUUUCCCUGGCUCUGUUUGUACAUGGGGGGGAUUGGGGUAUACGGGCAUGCAGCGCUCUCAGAAAUAAGGGCACCUUAUUAUCCAGCACCCCUCAGUCGGAGGUUUUCAUUGGUACGGUAAGAAAUGACGGAUGAGGGUGUCACUGGCUAUUCCCCAUCCUUAAUUGAAAAUAGAUAAAUCUUCUGGACCAGGGCCUGGGAGGGUGCUUAUUUCCCUUGGUUGAAGUAUGGAACCAGAAUAGAAGGAAUCUACAAUCUCUAUCCGGUCUGGCUUUUGUGUGACUUCAAGCCUCACCCUAGUUUAUCUAUCCUCUGAAACCGCCUAAAAUCACAUUGUGCAAAGACAAUUAAGACUGAGCAACAGAUGCUGAUCUUGCAAGCAAUUUCCACAUCCCAUAAAGCAAAUAAACAGCCUACAUGGAAUCUUCCUCAUAGUACAGAAACAUGAAAUGAUUAAAUGUACCAAAGGAAAUGUUGGCUCGUGAGCACUGAACUACCAUGGAGGUCUGUGAAUGAUAACAGAGAUGCAGCACGGCAACCAGGGAAUGCAUGGGGAUUAUUGAAACAGCACAUAAAGGACGUCCAAUGCUCGUUAGUGUGAGCAGUGGAAAAGGAACAACUACCAUGGUAACGCUAAUCACAGAAAAAUUGCAGAAUCAGAGCCUGGAAGACAUCACUUGCAAGGCCUACAGUAUUAAUGUGCGCUCCACUGAGAAACUGAAUGAAAGUGGCAGUUUGUUUCCAUAUGAAAUUGAUGAAGAAAGCCCGUGGACACUUGUAAACCGGACUUGCUCAACUAAAGCUGAGACAAACCGCAGUGUGGCUUUUCCAUUUUCAACAUGCACAUUUAACCAUAACCUGGCUGACCAUGUUGGGUUGCAAUGGCAAAUCAACACAAAUAAAGCCUCUGUUUCCGGCUGGAUCAGUGAGUUGAGUCUCAGUGAGAACUCGAGUACACCUUUGGCCCCACCCACAAAACGACAUUGCAGGUCUCUUUCGGAGCCUGAUGAAUUAUCCCGGUGCCGAUCUCCUUGGAAACCCUGUAGUUCCAAGGUCUGGACUCCUGUGUCAAAGCGGCGGUGCAACAGCGGUGGUAGUGCAACCUUGCAGCGCUGCAACAGCCAUGGAAGUGCCACACUGCAGAGGAGCACGAGUAUCAAUCUGCUCCAACAGACCAGUAAACAUGCAUUAUCACUCAACAACAGUAUAUUUAAUGUCACCAGCUUCAAUACUUCACCAGUACCAAGGCCGUCUUCUGCCAGCAGUGGAUUUGUAGACAGUAGUGAGGGAAGUACAUCAAGUGUACGUUGGAACUCUGCAGGUCCAUUUGACUUUAACCCAAGACGGCGGCUGUCACUUUCACAGGAACACAUUACAGAGACGACAAACCUCUUGCCUUCAGCAAACAGCACUCCCACUUCCACGCCUGAGCUAAGUCGUCGACAGGGAUUGCUGCGAUGUCGCUCGCAACCUUGUGUGCUGAAUGAAAGGAAAUGUGGGCUCAAGCGAAGGCGUGAGGAAGAUGUCAGGUGGACACGACCCUCUUUGGACUUCCUGAAGAUGACACGGGCAUUAAAGAACUCAAAAAGUCUUUGCUCUCUUGACUAUGAAGAUGAAGAUGAUGACGAUGAUUGUCAUAUGAAAACUAUUGUGUCCUCGCCAUGUGACUCAAAUGAUCUGUUAAUGAAUAUCAUCACUCCGGGCUCCAGUCCACUCAAAGAACACGACUCUGCAAGAUGUCAUGUCCCUGGGAGCCGAGAUGGCUCCCAUCCAAGGAAUUAUGGGAAAGAAGUCACUGUGAGCGAAAGUGAGGAAGAUACAAGUGAUUGUGAAAGCACUGACGAAGGAAUAUUUCGGCUGGACUGUGGUGAUUUGGAUCUAGAACAAAUAGAAAAUAACUAAUUGCUGCAACAAUGUUCUAGAUAAAACUGGUUGUUUUUAUACUUUUUGUUGUGGUAGAGGAUUACCUUUGCAUAACUCAUGUCCAUUAAAAAAAAAUUUUGUUAUUCUGGACUGCUUGAAGGUUUUUUUGUGCAAAACAUCAGUAGUCCAUGUCGUGUGUGCACAGAAGAUAGAGGGUUCAGCAACUUGAUCUUGGAUACACGAGGUUGCCAAUUUUUAGGUUUUGAGAAACAUUUUGGAGGAAGAGAUUUUCUGUAAAUUCAUCUCCAUUGAGGAUAUUUUGCAAUGUGUAGCUUUUGAAAUGGAGAAAGCUGAACUCUGCAAGGAUGUGGAUUUUUUUUUUGAAAAAGGGCAUUCUGCAUUCAACUACACAGGUUUAACUACAGUGGUGUCGGUGCGGGUAUAGUGCUGCUUUUUGUGGGGGAGGAGGGUGGGGGGCUGUCAGUGUUUCAACAAAAAAAAAUUGACGUUUUACUUUUACAAUGAGAAAGCUAAUGGCUUUGAUGAACCUGAAAUGGCCAAAUUCAUAACAUGGACAUCUCGUGCUAUGGUCACAAGAAUGUAAUAAGCACUUGAGGUUUGGAAAGAGACUGUGAUUGCCUGUUGUGAUCGAUUUCCCAGGAGUUAAACCCCUCAGCAAUAUUAGAAGGAAGACUUUUAUAGUCUUUAAAAGAAAUAAAAUGGAUUUUUGCUUUGCA
Molecule: messenger RNA, 2787 nt
Organism: Hemiscyllium ocellatum (epaulette shark)
Lineage: Eukaryota; Metazoa; Chordata; Chondrichthyes; Orectolobiformes; Hemiscylliidae
Product: protein FAM53A-like
Exons: 8
Coding region: 737-2089 (450 amino acids)
Biological process (GO): protein import into nucleus
Cellular component (GO): nucleus
Source: RefSeq, a predicted model, not a curated record